AUGCGGGGCAUAUCGUUGUUGUCGUUCGUUCUCUUUCCCCUCAUCUCUGUACCUACCGUCUUUGCAUCAGAACAACAACCCUUCGAAUACGGCGCUAUGUCUGCACCACAGUACACUCUUCCUCCGCUGCCAUAUGCGUACGAUGCGUUGGAGCCGCACAUCUCCGCCCAGAUCAUGGAGCUGCACCACAGCAAACACCACCAGACGUACAUCACCAACCUGAACGGGCUUCUCAAGACCCAGGCCGAGGCUGUUUCAGCCUCCGACAUCACCUCUCAGGUCUCCAUACAGCAAGGCAUCAAAUUCAACGCUGGUGGUCACAUCAACCACUCGCUCUUCUGGCAAAACCUUGCACCUGCUAGCUCGAAUGAGGCCAAAACCUCUGCUGCGCCGGAGCUCGUCAAGCAAAUCAAGGCGACAUGGGGUGAUGAGGACAAGUUCAAGGAAUCCUUCAACGCCGCUCUGCUGGGUAUCCAAGGAAGUGGAUGGGGCUGGUUAAUCAAAACCGACAUGGGCAAGGAGCAAAGGCUGUCUAUCGUGACGACCAAGGACCAAGAUCCUGUUGUUGGUAAGGGCGAGGUUCCCAUCUUUGGUGUCGACAUGUGGGAGCAUGCGUACUAUCUCCAAUACCAGAACGGCAAGGCUGCCUAUGUCAAGAACAUCUGGAACGUCAUCAACUGGAAGACCGCGGAGGAGCGUUACCUAGGAUCGCGCGCAGACGCGUUCAGCGUGCUCAAGGCAUCCAUCUAA
Messenger RNA from Alternaria postmessia, 750 nucleotides. It is a transcript of the gene SOD2, whose product is annotated as Superoxide dismutase [Mn], mitochondrial. Gene Ontology annotation, cellular component: mitochondrion. Gene Ontology annotation, biological process: superoxide metabolic process. The coding region runs from base 1 to 750 and encodes 249 amino acids. Gene Ontology annotation, molecular function: metal ion binding; superoxide dismutase activity. The record is from RefSeq and is a predicted model, not a curated record. NCBI's taxonomy places the organism in Eukaryota, Fungi, Ascomycota, Dothideomycetes, Pleosporales, Pleosporaceae. The transcript has 3 exons.